CACGAGCGCUGCGUACUGCCCGGAGAAGCCGGAGCGAGGAUGAAGAGCUGCUGGGCGCUCGUGUUGCUGGUGGGAUGCAUGGCCUCCGCGGCCACUGCACAGUCUCAGCUGAACUUCAACGAGGCCGUUUCCCUGGCCGUUGACUUCUACAACCGAGGGCUGGCCGUGAACAACACCUUCCAGCUCCUCCGAACUGCCCCCAGCGGUGACGUGGUCUCCAGCCCGUCUGAGUUUCGGCGGCUGAAUUUCACCAUCAUGGAGACCACGUGUCCUGUUGGGAGCCAACCCACUCAAGAGCCGUGCCAGUUCAAAGAAAACGGGCUGGUCAGAGCAUGCGUGGGCUUCUUCUCCACCCAGCAAGUGGCUCCUCUCAUUGUGGUCACCUGUGAAGAGGCCCCCUCGGAGCCUGUCCGGGUCACCCGAUGGCUUUGGCUUCUGAGAGGAGGUCUAAAAGCGGCUGGCUGGGGCAUUCGGGCUCACCUCAACAGGAACCAGUAGGACCCCACUCUCUAGGGCAAACCUGGAUUUUGGUGCAAACAGCCCAGCCCUCACGGCGCUGCCCGUGGCACGUGGCUGGAAGCUGCAUCGACUGGCUGCUUGGGGGCACACGCCGUUCCCCACUGCUUCACUGCCUGCUUCCUUCAAGGACUGUCCCCUGGAGCUGCUCUGUCUAAUAAAAAAGCAAUUUUCAACCUGG
Messenger RNA from Alligator mississippiensis (American alligator), 697 nucleotides. Its product is annotated as cathelicidin-1. The record is from RefSeq and is a predicted model, not a curated record. The transcript is spliced from 4 exons. The coding region runs from base 40 to 498 and encodes 152 amino acids. Gene Ontology annotation, cellular component: extracellular region. Gene Ontology annotation, molecular function: lipopolysaccharide binding. Gene Ontology annotation, biological process: antimicrobial humoral immune response mediated by antimicrobial peptide; defense response to Gram-negative bacterium; innate immune response. NCBI's taxonomy places the organism in Eukaryota, Metazoa, Chordata, Crocodylia, Alligatoridae.